GGCGUGAUAGGAGACCUGGUGACACAGUAGCCUUUCGGCAGAGCUCCUGGGAUGUGCAGGAAGUGCGGCCGCAGGUUUUGUUGGGGGGAAAUCUGAGCCAUUUCUCUGUGGACAGCUGGGUUGCAGAGUCUGGGCAAGUUGCUGUUGAAUUUUGCACGGGCUGCCAAAAGUUUGUGGAAGUAUAAUACUUUGUCAUUAUGCGAUGUCGUCUCUCGGUCCCUCCUUUGUGCAAAUUAAAUUUGAUGACUUGCAGUUUUUUGAAAACUGCGGCGGAGGAAGUUUUGGGAGUGUUUAUCGAGCCAAAUGGAUAUCACAGGACAAGGAGGUGGCUGUGAAGAAGCUACUCAAAAUAGAGAAAGAGGCGGAAAUACUCAGUGUCCUCAGUCACAGAAACAUCAUCCAGUUUUAUGGAGUAAUUCUUGAACCUCCCAACUACGGUAUCGUCACGGAAUAUGCCUCCCUGGGAUCACUGUAUGAUUACAUUAACAGUAACAGAAGUGAAGAGAUGGACAUGGAUCACAUUAUGACCUGGGCCACUGACGUAGCCAAAGGAAUGCACUAUUUACACAUGGAAGCUCCGGUCAAGGUGAUCCACAGAGAUCUCAAAUCAAGAAAUGUUGUUAUAGCUGCUGAUGGGGUAUUGAAGAUCUGCGAUUUUGGUGCCUCUCGGUUCCAUAACCACACAACACACAUGUCCUUGGUUGGAACUUUCCCAUGGAUGGCUCCAGAAGUUAUCCAAAGUCUCCCUGUAUCUGAAACUUGUGACACAUAUUCCUACGGUGUGGUUCUCUGGGAGAUGCUAACAAGGGAGGUCCCCUUUAAAGGUUUGGAAGGAUUACAAGUAGCUUGGCUUGUAGUGGAAAAAAACGAGAGAUUAACCAUUCCAAGCAGUUGCCCUAGAAGUUUUGCUGAACUAUUACACCAGUGUUGGGAAGCUGAUGCAAAGAAACGGCCAUCUUUCAAGCAAAUCAUUUCAAUUCUGGACUCCAUGUCAAAUGACACCAACCUCCCUGACCAGUGUAACUCAUUCCUGCACAACAAGGCCGAGUGGAGGUGUGAAAUUGAAGCAACUCUGGAGAGAUUGAAGAAACUAGAACGUGAUCUCAGCUUUAAAGAGCAGGAACUCAAAGAACGAGAAAGACGUCUGAAGAUGUGGGAGCAAAAACUAACGGAGCAGUCCAACACCCCGCUUCUCUUGCCUCUUGCUGCAAGAAUGUCUGAGGAGUCUUACUUUGAAUCUAAGACAGAGGAGUCAAACAGUGCAGAGAUGUCAUGUCAGAUCACAGCAGCAAGUAACGGGGAGGGCCAUGGCAUGACCCCGAGUCUGCAGGCCAUGAUGCUGAUGGGCUUUGGGGAUAUCUUCUCAAUGAACAAAGCAGGAGCUGUGCUGCAUUCUGGGAUGCAGAUAAACAUGCAAGCCAAGCAGAAUUCUUCCAAAACCACAUCUAAGAGAAAGGGGAAGAAGGUGAACUUGGCCCUGGGGUUCAGUGAUUUUGACUUGUCAGAAGGUGAUGAUGCUGAUGAUGACGGUGAUGAGGAGGAUAAUGACAUGGAUAAUAGUGAAUGAAAGCAGAAAGCAAAGUAAUAAAGUUGAAAAUGUUUGGAAAAACAAAAGAAGCUUGUUAUCUCAGUCUGUACAAAAACCAGUAAGGAGGUAGAAAACCAAGCAUGGCAAUUGUAGGCCAAGUACAUUUGUAUGACAGUCAUUUCUUUGCUGAUUUUACUUUUGAUUUGCUUUUGCUUUACAGAAAAAUGGGGCAGGGGAGGGGAUCAAGCCAAAAAGGUAUAUGAAUCAGCAAAUGUGGUGCCUGAUUAUAGAAACUGGUGAUUCCAUAUACAAUAUAGUAUUUUUAACUAAUGGCAUUCUGACUUUUUCUUUAAUGAAUAGCUUGAUAGCUUGUAUUUGAUUUGGUUUGAUUUCGUUUAUUCAAUUGCAUAAGAAAACUUACAUUUUGAGUAAGCACUCUUAACUUCUAAUUCUUCUUUGACACUUGAUUUUCUUAUAACAUGCUACUUUUUUUUUCUUGUGGCAAUACACUGUACUGUCAGAAAUAAUUGAUAGUGACUACAAAGCCAACAAUAAGAAAAGUGAGAUGAAAGAAGGUUAUAACAAAUACCUCUUCAGAAAUACCUAAGUGCCAAGAAUUUUCAAUACUUCAUAGCACAACUAUUCAAAGUAAAACCUGGGAGAUGUUCUCAAUAGUACAGGAAGGAGAAAUAGUCUAAUUUGAAAACAGCAGAUGUCACAGGCUUCCAUCCCAGUGCUGGCCCUGGAAGCUUCUGGACAACAGCACGCUGCCAUCUAAGGCUCACUUUGUCCUUCAUAGAAAGGGAAAGAGAUACUUCCCUUUCUUAAAGGGAUGGUCUUACAGGAAUACUUUCAGGCGGUGUGAGUGUGAUACAGGCUCUGCCCUUGCGGUAUGCGUGUUUGCUUUCCAGAAGGGCCGAUCAUCUUGGAUUCUAAACACAUGUACAGAUUUUUUUAAAGAAGGAACUAUUGUAAAAGGAAUGACAAAGAUAAGUUUUCAUCACUUAGGCAAAAGUGCAAGAGGAAGGGUUCUUUUUAUGUCGAAUGCAGCCUUCCAGAGUUGUGUUUCUCGAACCCUGACCAGGUGAUGCCGGUGUUACAGAGAAGUAGUCGUCGGUGCCACUCAGAAAACCCAGGCAGCCAGGGAGAUCCUCCCAAUGUUAUUGCGUGUUUGCUAAAGGUUGUUUAAACUAUUAAAUACUGUUUCUUUAAAAAAAUUCUGAAACAUUUAUAGUUAUAUCAAAAAAAGACGAAAGAACAAAGACUUUUCUCAGCCUAAAUUAGAGGGCAGUGCCAUUCAUUUGACUGUUAAAUCAAAGCGCUUUCAGUGGUUCUUUUUAUGGGAGAUUUAAGAAAGGAUAUCAUCAUAGAUAUUAUCUAGCACUAUUUCCAAGUAUAUUUGAUCGUAAAAAGCCUCCUGGAAUUUGAAGCCUGGCAUGCUUCUGAUCCCCAUUAAAAGCUGAAAAAUACACAAAAUGUUCAGUACACCAUUCCACCUUUUUUUGGAGAAAAGUAAUGAAUAAAAUGUUGUGGGCGUGAGAUGUAGAACAGCCUGCGUACGUGGAGGGAUGGAGAGAGCGAUCUGAAGUCAGUGUGGUUCAGAGCCUUGGUCUCCUUACUGUGCCGCCGUGGGCACACUAUUGAACCUCUGUGUGUCCAUUUGCUCCUUAACAUGAGAAUGAUAAUAGUACCUACUUUGAGGAUUGUUGUGAGGAUUAUUAUUUAUUAUUAUUAUUAUUAUUAUUAAAUAAUACAUGUAAAGCCCCUAAGUACCAGGCCCAUGGUAAAUGGUCAGUUAAUAUUACCUCUUGUAAUUAUGUCAGUGAAAAGGCACUGAAAAAUAAGUGGUUUCAGUAACCUUCUAGAAAACAGAACUAUCGACUUCAAGUGAUAAUUGUUUAGUAUGAUAUGAAAUUAAAAGUGGCUCGCUUUCAGGAAAGGAUGUGAGCUGUAGCUUUAUUCCAUUGCUCUGUGAAGUGACCGCCGACAGACUAAGUAAACACAGAAAGAAGAGGUAAGCGUCUCACCUAGAAUAUGGUUCCCCACUCACCCAAUCUGGUACAUAGAUACAGAUAAACACCCACCACAGUAGACUGCCGAUGACAGAUCGGCACAUACCUUCCUAAGCAUCCUGUCUGUGCUCCCUGACUCAAGGCAAGCCACUCUAGCAAAAAGGCUGGGAGUGGAGCUUAAGGGACAGUUUUCAACUCUUGACUUCCCAGCAUGCUCUGGGUUACUAUGGCUUAGCAACCUGAAGGAGAGAGCCAAAGAGAAUAGUUGAAAAGCCUCUUGCUAUAAGAGGGCUAAAUAGGAAUGGAGGGAAAAAUACCAAAGAAUAAAAAUAUAAACUGAAAACUAAUCCUCUUGCACAUUUUACCAGGCAAAGAUAAAGUCAUUCGUUCCACAAACAUUCAUCGAGCCCCUUCUCUGUGCCAGGUACUAUUCUAGGCAACAGCAGGACAAAAACAUUUGCACUUGUGGCCCUUACAUGCCAGAGAGCAGAGAUCAACAAUAAAUAAAGCUAAUGUGUAAUGUAGUUGAACACAUUUGCGAAGGGCCUGCUGACAAGUGCAGCAGGGAAGGAGGCUCAGGUGCACGGGGAGUGUGCGGUUGUCCAACGUGCGGUCAGGACAGGCCUCCCCCCUGACGAGGGCAUCUCUGUGGGCUGAGUUUGGGGUCUGUGCACUUUACGUAAGGGCAUAAGCUUUGCCCCUCCUUAGGGACAAUCAGCAAUAAAUUUAAAACAUAGGAGCUGAAUGAAAUUGAAUUUUUUCCUCUACAUAUAAAUCUGUUAUGAUUAUACAUGAAGUUUUGCUGCAUUAAUAAAACCAGUCAAAUAGGGCCAAAAGAUAAAGGUAAUAGGACUCUAUACCCAGACCCAGAGUCACCAUGAAUUAGGUAAUACUUUGUUCAUCUUUCAAUUCCUGCCAUUUCCCACCAAUAUUCCAGAGAUGGUUAGAACUCAAUACUCUGCCAUCAAGAAACUGCUAGCAUUGAAGACAUAGCAGAUUGAUCACUGAGGUCAGUGGUAAGCUUGAAAUUGCUCUUCACGAGAAUUAGGCUACAGGCCGUGACCAUAUGGUCCUGGCUAUUUCCUGUGUGUUCCAAAUCAGUAUCUUUCUCAGGUGUUGAACAUCCCUGAAACCUGCAUCAUAAAACUGAAUUUUAAUGUGGUCUCCCUCUGUGAAGGUUAGAAGACUUUAGACUCUGUUAUUAGUUUUAUUAAGUUUAAAAAGAAAUGGUUAUCGGCCAUAUGCAUAAAGUCUAAUGCUGAAGUUAAUUGUGCAUCUUCUAAUUCACUUUUCAGAUCAGUUUUAGAAACAGCAGUUUUAUUGCUGUUGAAUUUAUUUCUAAUUAUUUGACUUACAAAAAGGGGCAUUUAUAAGAGAAGAGAAAGAAACAAAUUUGAAGAUUCACAAUGAGAGUUGAAACUCUAAAGUGUAGUAAUAAUUGUCAGAGCCACACAAGUGCAAAUACACUAUUCUUUCAGCUCUUUUCCUUUACUCAUAAAGGUGACCGUGUGGAAUCUGGUGGCACCCUGCUAGUGGUGCUCACCAGAGGCAGGGCUGGCACCUUAGGGUGAGGGGAGUGCUAGCCAUCGUUCUGCCUGUCGUGGUGGCCAUGAUGUAUUUAGUGCCCAGUGGCCAAAAUGGUAACAUCCCAAAUGCCAGGGACGGUCGCACCCCAGGAAGAAUUCCAUCCAAAAUACCCGUUUUCCCCUCCUCCACUGAGAAGCUUGCUGAUAAACUUGGCAGUUUCAGAGUUCCAUGUCUAACUUUUUCCCCACCCAAA
Messenger RNA from Phyllostomus discolor (pale spear-nosed bat), 5320 nucleotides. RefSeq names its product mitogen-activated protein kinase kinase kinase 20 (gene MAP3K20). Gene Ontology annotation, molecular function: ATP binding; protein binding; protein kinase activity. Gene Ontology annotation, cellular component: cytoplasm. The transcript has 12 exons. The record is from RefSeq and is a predicted model, not a curated record. Bases 203 to 1567 code for a protein of 454 amino acids. Gene Ontology annotation, biological process: protein phosphorylation. Lineage: Eukaryota; Metazoa; Chordata; Mammalia; Chiroptera; Phyllostomidae.